UUUUCGAAAUACUCGUGUCUUGCGGUCAAGUCUAACAACAGCGACCAAAAAUAUCAAAUACUUUUGUCGCCAAGGAUUUUUUCUGCUUUUAGCCAAUCAUCAAAAUGGUACUUGUCUGAUAUAGGCAAAAAACUUCUAAUACAAGAUCAAAAAAUGGCGUCGUUUGACGAAAUUGUGAAACCCAUCACGUCAAAUUCACAAAAAAGUGACGAAUGA
Entrophospora candida is the source of this 216-nucleotide messenger RNA. NCBI's taxonomy places the organism in Eukaryota, Fungi, Glomeromycota, Glomeromycetes, Entrophosporales, Entrophosporaceae. The record is from the annotation of a GenBank genome assembly.